GCGAACAGAUUCCAAUCUCCCACAGUUAGACGGCAGUAAUCUCUCUCUGGGAUUGUGUGUGUGUGUGUGUGUGUGUGUGUUUUUCGCUCCUGCCCCGGUUGGCGGCAGCUCCCCACCAACCCCAACCCUCCUCCUUCAUUCAUCUAUCCCCUGGACAAUGUGAAGUUUCAGCUGACACUGGGACUCAGUCUUUCCUGAAGCCAUCCCCAGUCAAACAGCGCCUCUUCAGCCGUGUGCCUGGAGCUCGCUUCACAGCCCCCCGGUCAAUUCGCCAGAGAGAAAUUCUGUUGGCACAACAAUCUUAAUCGUUGGUGAUGGAGCCAAUGACAGAAGCAAUGCGGAAAUCCCUCCGAAAUCAAGCCCUGAAACCACUUCAAACCUGUCAGUUGCUAUGGAGCUUCAUUCUUCUAUUAAUUAUUCCACUUGCGGAAACAUGGAAACAGAACCUUCCAAGACUCAAGCUUUUUCAUAAAGAUUUGUUGGUCUCAAACAGCUGCAUCCCAUUCCUCGGCUCAGCGGAGGGCUUUGAUUUUCAGACCCUGCUGCUUGAUGAGGAGCGAGGGAGACUGUUAGUAGGAGCCAAGGAUCACAUAUUCCUACUCAACUUAGAUGAUCUGAACAAAAACAUCAGAAAGAUUCACUGGCCUGCAACCAAAGAAAGAGUUGAAAUGUGCAAAUUGACAGGGAAACAUCCUUUGAGAGAGUGUGCGAAUUUCAUCAGGGUCCUUCAUAAUUACAACAAGACCCACACGUACGUUUGUGGCACUGGAGCCUUCCACCCAAUGUGUGCCUUCAUUGAGCUGGGACCCCGGGCAGAGGAGCCGGUUUUUCGACUGGACUUGCAGGGUCUCGAGUCUGGAAGAUUGAAGUGUCCCUUUGACCCACAGCAACCUUUUGCUUCUGUGUUAACAGGGGAAUACCUUUACGCUGGUACAGCAUCUGAUUUUCAUGGUAGAGACACUGCUUUCUCCCGCUCUCUGGGACCUCCAGCCAGCCGGCAUUACAUCCGCACAGAUCUCUCGGAACAUUACUGGCUCAAUGAAGCCAAGUUUAUCGGAGCAUUUUCCAUCCCGGACACCUACAAUACUGACGAUGAUAAAAUAUAUUUUUUCUUUCGGGAAGCAACAGAGGACAGCAGCACCUCUGACCGGUCCAUUUUCUCCAGGGUUGCCAGGGUCUGUAAGAACGAUGUUGGAGGACAACGCAGCCUCAUCAAUAAAUGGACCACAUUCCUUAAAGCCCGCCUGGUGUGUUCUGUCCCAGGUCCUGACGGAGUUGACACUUAUUUUGAUGAACUGCAGGACGUGUUUCUGCUCCAUACAAAAGACGAAAGGAAUCCUAUUGUUUAUGGAGUCUUCACGACUACAAGUUCAAUCUUUAAGGGCUCUGCAGUCUGUGUGUACAGCAUGGCAGAUAUUCGUGCUUCUUUUAAUGGACCGUACGCUCACAAGGAAGGACCUGACCAUCGCUGGGUGGAGUAUGAUGGAAGGAUCCCUUAUCCACGACCUGGGACAUGUCCAAGUAAAACCUAUGAUCCCUUGAUAAAGUCUACGAAAGAUUUCCCAGAUGAAGUGAUUAGCUUCAUACGGUAUCACCCAGUGAUGUACAAGUCUGUGUAUCCAAUGACUGCGCGGCCAGUGUUUACCAGGAUCAAUGUUGAUUACCGACUGUCACAGAUUGUGGUGGAUCAUGUGGUAGCAGAGGAUGGACAGUAUGACGUCAUGUUCCUUGGAACAGAUAUUGGAACAGUUUUAAAGGUGGUGAGUGUCACAAAAGAAAACUGGGUUACAGAAGAGCUUGUUCUGGAGGAACUUCAAGUAUUUAAGGCACCUUCUCCAAUCUUAAACAUGGCGAUAUCUUCAAAACAGCAGCAAUUAUACAUUGGCUCACGAGAUGGUCUGGUCCAGCUCUGGCUGCAUCGAUGUGACAUCUAUGGCAAGGCUUGCACUGAAUGCUGUUUAGCCAGAGACCCCUACUGUGCCUGGGAUGGCAGCUCAUGUUCCCGUUAUGCGCCAGCAUCAAAAAGGCGGACUAGACGUCAGGAUGUAAAACAUGGGGACCCCAUCAGCCAGUGCUGGGAUCUGGAAGAAAAUAUGAGUAAUGAAGCUGAAGAGAAGUUGAUUUUCGGCAUUGAAUUUAACUCCACUUUCCUGGAGUGCAUCCCCAAAUCCCAGCAAGCAUCUAUCCAGUGGUUCAUUCAGCGCUCCCGAGAUGAACAUCAUGAGGAGAUAAAAACUGAUGAGAGGAUCAUCAAAACAGAACAUGGCCUUCUGAUUCGGAGUGUGCAAAGAAAAGAUGCUGGCUCUUACUUCUGUAGAGCUCAGGAGCAAACGUUUACUCACACCAUCGUGAGACUGAAUUUGAAAGUUAUAGAGAAUGAGCAGAUGGAGAGUGCACAGAAGGCUGAGGAUGAGGAAGCCAAGGGCAGGGAUUAUGCCUCAGAGUCUCGGCUGAGAUACAAGGAUUAUGUGCAGCUGCUGAGCAGCACCAGCUUCACAGUGGACGAUUACUGCGAGCAGCUGUGGUAUCGGGAGAAACGGAGACAGAAGAACAGAGCGGCCGGGAAAUGGAAGCAUGUUCAGGAGCUGAAGAAGAAUCGAAAUCGCAGACACCAUGCGUAAUCUCCAAUGGUUUGAAGAGAAACCUGAGCACUGUGGCUUUCUAUUCGAAGGAGGUGACAAAAACAUCAUCAAAUGCUGUUGUACUGUCAAUCCUGCUUUGGAGAGGUACAAGAUGCUUAUAAUAAAAUAAAGGACUUGCAAUUCCACAUAGUGAACUCAAACACAUCACAACCAAGACAGAGACCUCUUGGUCCGCAAUGUCAGUCUUCUUUAAUACCAUAUUGCUGAAGUAUUUACUGUACAGAGAAAGUCCAACUGGCCCAACAGGUCUGUGCCAUUGCUUAUUAUCGACACAAGCUCCCUGACUUUGCUUCAGUUCGUCCCAUUAAUGUUAAACUCUGAACAAAAAUGAAAUCUCUUGCUUUAAGUAUAUCAAUUACUCAGUUCAGGCACAUCCAUAAUGUGUUUACAGGUGAGAUGUGUAUAAAUUGUGAUAGGACAUUUUGUCUUCAGUCAUUGACCAAAUUAGUGAGGUAAACUUUUGUGGUAAAUUUUAAACAUCUUUCUAUAACCUGCCACUAUCAACUUAUGACAGGAACAUUGACAGAAACCCAUUUCCUAAAUGCUGUAAUAUCAAUUUGAAACUUUAAUGCAACUAAAAUACUUACACUGUUUUUGCUAUCAACUUAAUACUGUAUAAUGGAACACCAGAUAUGUAAUUCUACCGUUGUAAAUGAUAGCCUGUACUUAUGCAUGAGGAUUGAUGUUAAAUGUUAUGAGGAAAAUAAUUUACAUUUUUAUAGAUGGAUAUUUACAUGAUCAUUUUUUCAAUGUUGCAUCAAAAAGAACAAUCCCUGUGGUUGUUGACAUGAGCAAAAUUUGAUGGUGGUUCCAAUACAUUAACUAGCAAGAAAAAUGCCUUCUCUUCAAAAUGUAGUGCUGUUGAGAGCUGUAUACCAAACAAUCAGGGAAUGGUAGACUAAGCGGGGAUGCAGCCCAUUGGAGCAGAAGUCUGUGGGUACAGCCUGCAGACUUGUGUCUGAGAUUCCCCUCAUGGUGAAUUGCCACUAUUAGGUUAUCAAUGUAGGUAGUUGUGUGAUAGGAAAGCAAAGGAGCAAAAUGUAGUGAAUUGACUGCCCUCCUGCUAAUAACUAACAUCUUAUGGCAGUUGCAGGGAUAAUUUGGAAGAUUUCUUGCCUGGAUAAUAGACAGACUGAAAAUAGAUAACCCGUAAAAAGUAAAGUAUGAAGGAGCCUGUAAGUUACCAAUGGUCAAAUUCCAUAUUCCAAUUGCUGAUUGUCACCCUUUUAUCUAUUUACUUCUCCAAUCUGUUCUGCUGCUUUCCUAAUUUCUAAUGCAGGCGAAUAUAACAAGUUGGUUUAACAUACAUUUUAGACAGAAAAACUCCCUGUUACCCUAUUAUCAGAUAAUAUUUUAAGACUUCAUUCGUAUAGUUUAAGUGAAUGAAUUUUGGAACAUAUAUUACCGUAAAUUAUAUUCCUUUAGUUUAUUAUUUCUUUGUACUAAAUUAGUUGAACCUUGUUAUAGAUUUGCUAAACGUUAUGGGAUACGUUUUUAUUGUGAAGCCACUUUCAGAGUAACUGUUGCUUAAUGGUUAGUUCCUCCAGAAUUCUGGUUGGGGAGAUUUUCUCAUGUUUUCAGUGACAGGUAAUUGGUUAUGAUUGUGUAUGUCAAGGUAGAUCUCAUUCAACCCUGGCUCCAUGAGUUGGAUGAUUGUUUCAGUUCUUGUCAAGGAUAUUGGAUGGAGUACAAAUUCAUUUAGUUAAUGUUUCAUGGGAUAUGGUUGUUACUGGUAAGGACAAUCCUUAAUUGCUCUUGAAUGAUUAUCUUGCUUGGUCAUUUCAGAAGGCUAUUAAGAGCCAGCCAAUUUGUUGAGGGUUUGGAGUCACAUGUAGGUCAGACCACAUAGGGAGAGCAGUUUUCCCUCCUCAAAGGACAUGAGUGAACCCACUCAGUGAACUUUUGCAACAAUUGACAAUAAUUCCAUGGCCCCCCCAUAUAGAAAUUAACUUUCAAUUCCUGAUUUGUUAAUUGAAUUUGAAUUCCACUAACUGCCAUAGCAAGGAGUAAAUCCAUGCCCUCAGAACAUUGGUACAUUGACAUUAGUACAAUGCCUAUCUCCCACCAUUGAAUAACGAUGAAGCAUGUGGGAGACAGGGAAGGACAUUUCUGCUUCAGGCCAACUAGUUCAUCAACAGAGGGACAUUCCAAGAAAUGUGUGAUCAGGUUAAGAUUCUCACUCUUUAAUCUGGAACUCAAUGGACUCCAGAGUUUAAAAACCAGGUGGGAAAACACACCGACACUUCAUUGGAGGCUGCACUGAGGACGUUACCAAGCACAGUAACGAAACAUCUGCAGAACAACAAUCAGCUCAGCGAGCCAACCAACCUCAACACCCACAACCCGAGCUACAGAUCUACUCUAAAACCUUAGAACUAAAAUAUUCUUCCAAUGUUGAAAUUACAUGGCUAACUUUAAAAAAAAAUUGUUCAUUCAUUGAACAGUAAACUGCACAUUUUUGAGGGACACAGCAUAUCUUGGAUAGUUUCUAUAAAAAAAAGCCUAAUACUCUUAGUUAAUCCAUGCGUGUUGUUUGGAUUUGUCAAGACUUACUGGGAAGGGUGAAGUAAAAGCUGUAAGAGAAGUGAGUGUCUAAUGUCAUUGAGUCCUCAGAAGAUGGCAGGAUUUGCGUAAUAAAAUCUACAAAGCAAUUGAAUUGUUCCUUGGUGACCACUGUCCUUUGUAAAUCCCAAAUCCCUUUCUAUCCAAAAUGACCAUGAAGAAAGUCAGAUUAUCCACCAUUAUCAAUUCUGAUGACAGGUGAUCAUCAAAAGGCGAAAUGUGGAAAAAAUAAGAAAAAUAAAGAAUAUCUUGUCCAAUUUUAAGAAAGAUAUUCUUUAAAAUUAUUUUCUUUUCAUGUAAAGAUGUUAAAUAUGACGUCAGUAUAUUCGCAAACUGAGAUUGGAAUGUUAAAUGUAUAUUUUGGUAUUAUUUUAAUAAAGUAGAAAACUUGUUAUUUAAAAAAAACACCUUUUUUUAGAGCUGCAUUUAGUGAAAUGAUAUUCCAAAAGUGACCUUUUUUUGCAUUUAAAAUAUUAUUAAUAAUCUAUAUCUUCUACUUUCCUGGAUACGCUGACUUGGAUGAAAACCUUGAUGUGAGUAUUUAGGUGGCAAAGACUUUGAACAAA
Molecule: messenger RNA, 5770 nt
Organism: Stegostoma tigrinum
Lineage: Eukaryota; Metazoa; Chordata; Chondrichthyes; Orectolobiformes; Stegostomatidae
Gene: sema3d
Product: sema domain, immunoglobulin domain (Ig), short basic domain, secreted, (semaphorin) 3D
Exons: 18
Coding region: 315-2621 (768 amino acids)
Biological process (GO): semaphorin-plexin signaling pathway; axon guidance; negative regulation of axon extension involved in axon guidance
Molecular function (GO): chemorepellent activity; semaphorin receptor binding
Source: RefSeq, a predicted model, not a curated record